AUUCCUAAUCAAAUUAGGAAUAGAAAGUUAGGGAGUAUAUAAAAGGAUAGGAACGAGCCUCCAAAGUCCAAAUCGAUUGGGCGUGAUAAGCCAGCCAUGGAAGACAGGGUGGUGCGAUUGAGAGAAGCCAUUGCUGAGAGUGGUUCAAAAUCCGAUCACCCGAUUCUCUGCGAGUUCUGCUUCGGGGACAAUCCCCGCAUCACCGAGGCGCCUUACGAUUACUUUUGCAAAACGUGCGCGCGACCCUUCACGCGGUUCCGGUGGAGGCCGAGUCGGGACGGGAGGUACAAGAAGACGGAGGUCUGCAAGCCGUGCUGCGUGUCGGGAUUGGUCUGCCAAGGUUGCGGUGUUGAACUGUCGAGUUUGUCGCCGGAUCAAGUCCGAGAAACCACACCUCAUGUGGCUACGUAUGAUGAUGUCCUUGACCUUGGGAGCACGAGGAAUGGUGAAACCUGAUAAGCUUUUAGCUCCUUCGUUUGUUUAUGUUCUUUUUUUCCAGUUUUUAUUUCUGUACUUUGAAUGCCUUUCUUUUGCUAUUAUUGUUCUUAAUUUUAAUUUUAUAUUUUGAAUUGCGUAACAAAUGGAGGCUUAAUCU
Cuscuta campestris is the source of this 595-nucleotide messenger RNA. The record is from the annotation of a GenBank genome assembly. NCBI's taxonomy places the organism in Eukaryota, Viridiplantae, Streptophyta, Magnoliopsida, Solanales, Convolvulaceae.